UGCCCAAAACAUUUUCCAAAAGAAAAAUUUGACAUUGAAAGAAACGGAGCCUAAAAUACAUGGGACAAUUUUACUACGACAGUUCUUAGAUUUUGCGAAGAACUCUGUACAGUAGAAUGGAGGCAGCGGAGUACUUCUCCAAGGACUUCGAGUGGGAGGAGCUGAAAGCAGAGGUCGAAAACGACUCUUCGUUUCGGUUCCACUUGCUCCCGUUCCAACCUUCAAAUCGCCCUUCUCAAACUGCACCAGAAGACGAUUCAGCGGCAUGGAAGAAAUUUCACAUCCGUCACUCCUCCGGCAAAUUUUUCAAGGAGAGACGGUACUUACUGAAGGAAUUCCCAGAACUAGUCUCCCAUGGAGAAUGUUCUAAGGUUUUGGAGGUGGGAUGUGGCAAUGGCAGUACUGCUCUCCCAAUUUUACGGCUCCAGAUCAUGCUGCUAGCCUUCUACCUGAUUCCUGACGACUUCAAUUUCCUGUGUAGUGGCAAUGAACACAUCGUUGUUUAUGCAUGCGAUUGUAGCAGUGAGACUCUGGAGAGGGCCAAAGAGAUUAUAGAUGCCGCUACUUCAGUAUCUGUUAGACUUCGUUUCCAUACAUUCUGUUGUGAUUUUUCAAUAGCUGGUUUUCCAAAGUGGUUGGCCUGCCAUACCUGCCGAGAAGUUUUUCUGCAAAAACAGCAAAGCUGCUUGUCAGAUGUUAAAGAAAAUAGUGGAGGUUACUUUAAUGAUUCGUGUUCACCGGAAGAAAGUGGCUGUUGCAUUGGUGGUGUGGAUUUCGUUACCUUGAUAUUUACUCUAUCAGCUGUACCAUUCCAGAGGAUGCCAAUAUCCAUCAAGGAGUGCUUUUCUGUUUUAAAGCCAGGAGGCAUUCUCUUAUUUAGGGAUUAUGGUCUAUAUGAUAUGACUAUGCUUCGAUUCGAGUCUGAUCAAAGAGUGGGGUUCAGGGAAUACAUGAGAUCGGAUGGAACCCGUUCUUAUUUCUUCUGUUUAGAUACCGUAAGAGAUCUCUUUGCAGGUGCAGGCUUCAUUGAGCUUGAGCUUGAAUAUUGUUGUGUUAAAUCUGUGAAUCGCCGAAACCAGAAGAGCAUGCGGAGGGUGUGGGUUCAUGGGAAGUUUCAGAAGCCCAUGUGAAGUGAUUUGUCAGAGAUACCUCUUUUGUUGAGGUACUAUUUGAAGAGACGAUGAGUUUUCUUCUUCUUCUUCUUUUAUAUUUAUAAUUCUUUAAUCCUUUCAAUCGAUGCAAAAUGAUGUACAAAAGUCAAUGCCAAAUAAAUAAAAAAUAAAAAAAAUAAAAAAAAAAUAAAAAAAAAUAAAAAGAAAAGAAAGAAGAAGAAGAAAAAGGAUCGAGCGUGCAAUUAAAGGUUACGGAAAGUGUUUGAAGGGGUCCAAUCUUUGCCAACUUGUCAUAAAUUGACCUUAAUUUCGUGAAAGGAACAUAGACAUUGUUGGUUACCACGCCGUUCCCAAGUGGUUAUUUUAUUUUAAUUUAUUUUAUUUUUUAUUUUAGGUGUUGCUAUAGUAAGGGGGCAAUGCUGUACAAGUAGAGCCAUUUGACUCCAUGAUGUGAAUGGACACUUCUUUUUUCUGUCA
Molecule: messenger RNA, 1589 nt
Organism: Alnus glutinosa
Lineage: Eukaryota; Viridiplantae; Streptophyta; Magnoliopsida; Fagales; Betulaceae
Exons: 7
Coding region: 117-1130 (337 amino acids)
Source: RefSeq, a predicted model, not a curated record